AUGGCAGAAGAAGUAGAUAAUAAACAAAUAAUAUUCAGAGGGUACAUAGAGGGAAAUCCAAGAGAAACAGACAUGGAAUUUAAGGUUGGGGAGAAGAUGAAAAUGGAAGCUCCUAAAGGUUCUGGUGCAAUGCUGGUUAAGAAUCUCUAUCUGUCUUGUGAUCCUUAUAUGCGUGGAAGAAUGAGGAAUUUUCAUGGCUCUUAUAUCCCUCCUUUCGCCCCUGGUUCUGUGAUUGAAGGAUUUGGGGUGUCCAAAGUUUUGGAUUCUGAUAACCCAAAAUUCAAGCCAGGCGAUAUAAUCUCAGGAUUUACAGGCUGGGAAGAAUAUAGUUUGAUUCAUAAAGCUGACCAAUUGAGAAAAGUUGUGGCAGAUGAUAUCCCUCUCUCAUAUCAUAUUGGCCUCCUUGGCAUGCCAGGCUUUACAGCUUAUGUAGGAUUCUAUGAGAUAUGCAAACCUAAGAAAGGGGACUAUGUAUUUGUGUCUGCUGCCUCUGGUGCUGUUGGUCAGCUUGUAGGCCAACUUGCUAAAUUACAUGGAUGCUAUGUUGUUGGAAGUGCUGGAACAAAUCAGAAAGUUGAUUUGCUGAAGAACAAGCUCGGAUUUGACGAAGCUUUUAACUAUAAAGAAGAAGCAGACUUCGACACAGCUCUUAAAAGGAACUUUACAAAUGGCAUCGACAUAUACUUCGAUAACGUCGGUGGAUCCAUGCUCGACGCAGUACUCCUCAACAUGAGGGAUCAUGGCAGAAUUGCUGUUUGUGGGAUGGUUUCUCAACAGAACCUGUCUCAACCACAAGGGAUUCACAAUUUGUUCAAUCUUGUAAUCAAAAGAAUAACAAUGCAGGGGUUUUUGCAGAGUGAUUACUUACACUUAUUUCCACAGUUUUUGGAAAAUGUUGUGAGAUUUUAUAAGCAAGGGAAGAUAGUAUACUUAGAGCAUGUGAAUGAAGGAUUGGAAAGUGGUCCUGUUGCUCUCGCUGGACUGUUUUCAGGGAAAAACGUAGGUAAACAGGUGAUUUGUGUAGCCAGAGAAUAA
Messenger RNA from Fraxinus pennsylvanica, 1035 nucleotides. The record is from the annotation of a GenBank genome assembly. Lineage: Eukaryota; Viridiplantae; Streptophyta; Magnoliopsida; Lamiales; Oleaceae.